AUGGAACACCCUCAAGUAAGUUAAUUUUUCAUUUUCUUUUUAACUCUUGCAUUUUCGCAGCUCAGUGUUUAAUUUUAAUACCAGACCAACGGAUAUGUUUAUUAAAGGAAAACCAUACGACCUUUCAAAAAAUUUUAAAAACAAAAAGCAAAAUAAUAUUUACAGGCUAUCGAGGUGGAUCCUUCACCAAGUAUUAUAUGUGGACCUUUCGAUCAAGACAAAAACUUUGAAUACAUAGUAAAGAACACACAUACAACACGAUUGUUCAUUUCAAUUCUAAGCUCGCAGCCAAAUUUGAUUGGGAUCAGUGGACCAAAGAAGUCGAAACUUUGGCAGGGACAAACAGUGAAGUUGGAGGGAAAGUUCAAGAAUUUUGGCGAAGAAGUGAAGCCGUUGCUUAAGGCCAUAAAUGUAUUCAUUAUCGUGAAAUACGAGCGAAGACUUCACGAUGGUUCAGUAACAAUACAGGGCAAAAGAAAGAUACCAAUCAACUUCCGAGGUAACAAACAUUGUCUUACAUUAAAUUUGUAUUAAAAACGAAACUUGAAAUAAGUUAAUAAUCAUUUACCCAAAAAUUGCUAAUUUUGUUAUUUCAGCUUAA
This is a messenger RNA of Bursaphelenchus okinawaensis, 601 nucleotides long. NCBI's taxonomy places the organism in Eukaryota, Metazoa, Nematoda, Chromadorea, Rhabditida, Aphelenchoididae. The record is from the annotation of a GenBank genome assembly.